ACCAUCCAAGUAAUGUAAUUGAAUCAAUGGAAAUAGUAAUGACCGGGAUACUCGAUGAAAGUGAAGAUGUUUCCUCGAAUCUAGUCAGGCCUUUACUAGAUAGUGUAAGAAAGGAGAACCAGGCUAUUUCACCUAUUACUUGGACCUUGGGGUAGAAAGUAAUUACCAAUUGUGCUGUCAAACUUAAAACUCAUCUUAUGCAAGCAGUGGAAUCCUCAGGAAGAGCUCUCGAUGAGUAUGCACAAAUAAUAACUUCUAUUUGCAAAAAUCAAUAUGUGUCCCUGGAACAUAAUCAUUCAACGGAGGUUGUUAGAGAACAGUCUUGAUGUAACUAAAGAUACAAAUGAAGAACCGUGUGAUGUGACAAAAGGGCUUCAAACGGAUAAUACAUGUGCAAGAGAUGUACAAACUAUAGAUGACACACAGUCGAAUAUAAGAAGUAAGAGUUCUACAACUAUGGACGGUGGAGUUGCGGAAUGUGAUGGUUCAAAAAGUAAUCCACAUUCUAGUUUUAUUGAGAACUUCGAAAAAGGAAAUUCAAGAACCUGUACUGGCAACCUUGAGACAGUUCAGAAACUGAGCUCAGAAACUCAGCUGGAUAUUGUGCCAAGGAAGAGGCCCCUUAAACCUAAUUCUUUAAUGAAUCCAGAUGAAGGCUAUGAUCACUCUUGGAUUCACAAGGAAUCGGGUACUGAAAAAUCGUCUCGUUCCAAAAAGGCUCGUGAUAAUAGCCAUCCUGUUACACCUUCUGAUGAUCCUACUUCUAUAAAGGAUAAGAAGCAGUCAAGUUCCAAAACUGUAAGUAAAGCUCUAGUGUGUAAGGUGAAUAAUGGAAAGAUUGAAACACCUGCACAAUCCAUAAAAACCCGUGAUAAAGGUAGUGAUUUUCCAUCUACUAAAGUAAGGAAGGGUUCUGAAGUGAAACAUGAGGCACCUGUUAGAAAUUUCAAAUUAUCUAUAAAGAUUGAUGGGAAAGUUCUCGUGCCUCCUAAAUCAAUAGUUUCUCCGAUGAAACCUGAGGUUCUUUGUGAAGAUGUGAGUCGAGUACCAAUGUGAAAGUAGGGAAUCUAGAAGAGGGAAGAACUGCAGGUCAAAGGAGGAGGCAAACUGCUCCUUCUGAUAAAGGUUUCAAUGAAUCGUCUACUAUGAAGGCAUGUGAACCUCAAGACCUUGGUAACUCACUGGUCGGUAAAUGGAUCAAGGUCUGGUGGCCAUUGGACAAGAUAUAAUAUGAAGAUGUUGUCGAUGCUUACGAUCAUGUGAAUGGAAAACACAAGGUGAGAUUGCUGUACUAAUUGUGUGAUGACUUACCAGUUAAUUGACAAGAAAAUGUUAUUCUUAAAAUUAUUCUCAUUCUUUUUGGCACCUUGCCGACGCACAAUGGAAGUAAAAACAGAAAUUCUUGAAAUGAUUAUGAAACAAAAAUUUGGUGUUUAAAUAAUUUUUUAUGAAUAUUUUAGAAUAUUAAAUUAAAGUGAAGGAUUUUCCCAUUUCUUAAUUUCAGUUUCAGAAUUUUUUUUUUUUUGAUCAAGGCAAUGAGAAUAAAAUGCAAAUCAGGAUUAAGGCCUGAACCUGUUUACACAAGAGAGAGAAAGGAAGCCAGUUGAAAGAACUUUUGAACAAGAAUUAUUUUCUCUGUUAUUCUUAAUUUCAGUAAUAGGCCUUUUAUCUUACAAGAUCCUUACAUUAUUUCCGUCCUUAAUUAAAUUUUAUGCAUCUUUUCAUUUGUUUCUUUUGCAAUUUAUGAAGCAUAUAGUCGUAUACUCGUAUUACUAUUAUGUAUUUCAUAAUGUGCAGAGCAGUAAAAAACUAUGAAGAAUCCAAAUUGGAGUCUCUUGCGGGUUAAAAAAUCAAUUCUCUAUCCAAAUCUGAUUUUGUUGAUGAUUCCAUGGUCCAACUGUAAGUUAGCAGGCAAGGUUCUGAUGGGAAGCCUAAAACACCGAAAUAAUGACGCCUGGUUAACACAUUCAAGAGUGCAUAAUAGGAAAUAUUUUUAAAAAAAAGGCAAUGGGAAAUAUGUCAAACUUUAUCGUACUUUCUCGUUAGAAUAGAAAUAUGUGAUACUUAUAGCAGACUUUUUACUAUGUUAGAGGUUGAAUUUGGUUUUCCUAAAAAUAAUAGAGGUGUAGAUUAUUUUUUAUUAACUUUCA
Molecule: messenger RNA, 2150 nt
Organism: Medicago truncatula (barrel medic)
Lineage: Eukaryota; Viridiplantae; Streptophyta; Magnoliopsida; Fabales; Fabaceae
Exons: 7
Coding region: 274-1056 (260 amino acids)
Source: RefSeq, a predicted model, not a curated record